Aspergillus luchuensis is the source of this 1158-nucleotide messenger RNA. RefSeq names its product Pre-mRNA-splicing factor ECM2 (gene slt11). Gene Ontology annotation, molecular function: U6 snRNA binding; pre-mRNA binding. NCBI's taxonomy places the organism in Eukaryota, Fungi, Ascomycota, Eurotiomycetes, Eurotiales, Aspergillaceae. The record is from RefSeq and is a predicted model, not a curated record. The coding region runs from base 1 to 1158 and encodes 385 amino acids. Gene Ontology annotation, cellular component: U2-type catalytic step 1 spliceosome; U2-type catalytic step 2 spliceosome; Prp19 complex. The transcript has 2 exons.
AUGCCCCCUCCACAGAUUAAGCAGGACCUGAACCGGUCCGGAUGGGAGACCACCGACUUUCCCUCCGUGUGCGAGAACUGCCUGCCCGACAAUCCUUACGUUCAGAUGCUCAAGGAAGACCAUGGCGCAGAAUGCAAGAUUUGCACGCGUCCUUUCACCAUCUUCCGCUGGAAAGCUGACCGCACCGCGCGCCAGAAGCGUACUGCCAUCUGCUUGACCUGCGCGCGUUUGAAGAACUGCUGCCAAUGCUGUAUGCUGGAUCUGUCCUUCGGGCUGCCGAUCGUCGUUCGUGACGCUGCUUUGAAGAUGGUCGCCCCGGGCCCCGAAAGCACCAUCAACCGCGAAUACUACGCACAAGGUCACGAGAAGGAGAUCGAAGAGGGGCGUGGCGCGGUGGAGGAAUACGAGAAGACGGACGAGAAAGCUCGGGAGUUGCUUCGGAGGCUCGCCAACAGUGAACCCUACUACAGGAAGCCUCGCCAGAUAGAGGCCGCACCCCAAGACGAGGAGGGCGCGAGUGGAGGACCCAGCGACGCACCGGUCGUACACAGCCGCUACGGAAAUGGCCCGGGACCCAUUCGCACAAGCGAAAGCAGGAGGGGAACGCCACUUCCGGGUAGAGGACGAGGAGGGAUGCGUGGUGGUCGUGGUGGCCGCCCAUUCCCCAGCGCCGCUCAGGUGCCCCCAUCGGCUGAAGAUAUCCUACCGCCCGCGGAUCCGAACAUCACAUCGCUCUUUGUUACUGGCGUGGAGGAUGAUCUUCCGGAACAUACGCUGCGAACUUUCUUCACACAGUUUGGACAGCUGCGGUCGCUCAUUUGCUCCCACCGUGCUCACUCUGCGUUCGUCAACUUCGCAACUCGGGAGGGUGCUGAGGCAGCCGCCAAGCAGUGCCAGGGUCGGGCUGUCAUCCAAGGCUGCCCUCUGCGUGUUCGAUGGGGUAAGCCCAAGCCGUUGGAUAACAUGGAUCGGGAGGAGCGCUUGAAGAAUGCCCGGGAAGGUCGGCAGGCGGCAGGCCCGCGGGCAGCCGAUUCUGGAAAGAGAGCCAUCACCGCUGCCGGAGAGGAGAUUGGCAAAGAGCGAAAACAACGGAGUUAUGCUGUCGCCCCACCCCCGGGUGCUGGAGAGGUCCAGUACUCCAGUCUGUCUGGUGAUUGA